Magallana angulata is the source of this 2380-nucleotide messenger RNA. RefSeq lists its product as uncharacterized. The record is from RefSeq and is a predicted model, not a curated record. The transcript is spliced from 3 exons. The coding region runs from base 1040 to 2380 and encodes 446 amino acids. NCBI's taxonomy places the organism in Eukaryota, Metazoa, Mollusca, Bivalvia, Ostreida, Ostreidae.
AAUAAACAUUUGUCACUCGCGACCACGAUAUUUUGAAACGUUCCAAGUAGAAGCUACGGAAGUUAGCUGCACAGCGACAUCUAUGCUAAGAACGAUAACUCUUUCCGUGUUCCGAAUGUCAUUGACUCAACGGUAACGCACGAGAGGCCCGAAAAAAAGUUCGGGAAAAGUUUUAGCGCAAUGUUUAAGAAAAUGGAUGUAGAUCAAUUGUUUACUUUUCAAGCAGCAAUAAAUGGCCAUAACUUGGUCAUCACUGGCCAAGCUGGGACAGGAAAAACACACAUAACAAAAGAAAUUGUAAAACACAUUAGGUAUACUAAAAAAAAAAGAAGUAUCAAUAGUAUGCUCUACAGGCAUUGCAGCAACACUUUACCAGGAUUUGAAAGCCCAGGCACUUCAUAGGUGGGCUGGCAUUGAAGACGGCAGAUAUUCAAAUGCUGAAAUUUUGCAUUUAAUUAAUCAUGAUGAAAGAUUUCAAACAGCUAAGAAACACAUUCAAUCAGUAAAAACACUUAUUAUAGAUGAAGUUUCCAUGAUAAGUUCCAAAAUUUUACAACAGGUCCAAUACUUAUGUAAAAAUGUGCGAAAAUCAAACAAAAUUUUUGGCGGCAUACAAAUAAUUUUAGGAAGCGAUUUUUAUCAACUUUCACCUGUUUCAAAUGAAUUAUAUGGCGAUCUAGGCAAACAUUGUUUUAUGCUGCCAUGGUUUGAUGAAUUUUUUACCCAUAAAAUUAUUUUAAAUAUCAUCCAUCGCAAAGACGAACCAAAUCUUAUAAAAUGUGUAAAUGAAUUAGAAAUCGGUACUCCAUCAGAUGAAACAGUGGCGUUUUUGAACUCUUUAGACAGACCUUUGGAAAAUGAAGAUGACUGUGUACAUUUAUUUGCAAGAAAUUUUGAUGUGGACAUGUUAAAUUAUACAAAACUGCAACAAAUUCCAGGUGAAUUAAAGAUUUAUUAAUCAAAAGAUGAAGGCACUGAAUACUAUUUGAACCGGUUUCCUGUCUCCAAAAAUUUGGGACUCAAGAUUGGCUGUCCAGUAAUGAUAACUAAGAAUUUAAAUGAACACUUAGUCAAUGGGAUCUGUGGAACUCUAACUAACUUGAAUGAGGACUCUAUCGAUGUAAAAUUCGAAAUAAAAGACAAGAUGCAUACUGUCAAUAUUGUACCUGCAACAUUUACCACUUAUGAUCCUGUUGAUAAGAUUGUGCUUGCUACACGAAUACAGCUUCCAAUAAAGGUGGCUUAUGCUUUCACAAUACACAAGUCACAGGGCAUGACAUUGAAAAAUUUCAUUGUUAACUGUCAGUCUUGCUUUCAACCAGGACAACUAGGUGUUGCAGUAGGGCGAGCUGUUUCUGUUGCUGGAUUAAAAAUUCUGAAUUUCAAUAAAAGUCUUUGCAGAAAACAUUCAAACAGUGUAAACCAAUUUUAUACAGAUUUCACACCUGGUGAAUUAAAGUUUGAUUUAUCAUGCUGCAGAAAUAAAAAUAAAAUUGACAACAGAAUUCAAGAAAAUUCAGAUACUGACACAGGGUCUGAAAUUGAGAAUACAGAUAUUUCUGCUCAUGAUGUUAAAUUUAUUGAUGAGGAUUCUGAUUUUUCAAAUUCUGAAAUUGAUAAACUUGAAUAUUUGGAAAACAUUGUUGACAAUUCAAGCUGCAGAGUGUUUCAGUUGCAAUCACUUACUGCAUUGGAAAAUGUUUCUUUGGAAUUUAUGGAUACUCCAUUUGAAAAACAAAUAACUGACUUUAAGCAAAGCAUCAUCAGUAAUUACAAGUGUUUUGAUGACUGGUUUGCAAAGCAGUCUUCACUUAUAGAUGACAUCAGACUGCUAUGUUUUCCUGAAGAAGAGAAAAACUUUUCACAGAAGCACAGAAAUGAAUUUUUUAUCAAAUUCAAUAAGUACAUGAACUCAAAAGAAUUUGAAAAUGGCACUAUGAACCUAUUGAACUCAUAUAACCAGGAUGUGAAGGGACCUGCUUUGCGAUUAUUGACAUCAGUUUUAUUUUACCUUGAAAGAAGCUUCUUCCAGACUUUGUGUACUCAUCUUCAGUUAACUUCCCCAGAACCUCUGACAAAACCUGCUACUGAUAAAACCUUGGACACUGCAGGCAAAGUAGUUAAAGAGGAACUUCUUCGUGAUCCUGACUUAUAUCAAUCAUGGCUGGAGUGUGUUUCAGACUCUUUCAAAACUGCACCACAGAGUGAACAGAGACAUAGCAUUGAAGAACUAAUGUUUUUCCUGGUGAUGUUCCAUAGUGGCAGUCAACUCAGCUCCUGCUCCACCAAGACUCUUUUGCUACUUCCCCAUGAGAUGAAGCAUGUCAGCAUUCAGUACCUCUUCCGCCAGAUGAUUACGCAUUUUUGCUUCGGAUGUUAA